Messenger RNA from Botrytis byssoidea, 1173 nucleotides. RefSeq lists its product as uncharacterized. The transcript is spliced from 2 exons. Bases 1 to 1173 code for a protein of 390 amino acids. NCBI's taxonomy places the organism in Eukaryota, Fungi, Ascomycota, Leotiomycetes, Helotiales, Sclerotiniaceae. The record is from RefSeq and is a predicted model, not a curated record. Gene Ontology annotation, biological process: transmembrane transport.
AUGGCGAGCGCAGUCGCUGAUGGGAGGAGAAAAUCCGCGCCAGCUAUCUGUCCAACGGAUGAUGAUACGGUAGUAUUGGGGAAUAAACAGUCGAGAAUGGGGCAGAAGGAGGGGUAUGGAGAGGAGGUGAAACUAAAGCCCGCGGGGAAGGAGAUUAGAAAUAAACAAAGUUGGGAUUAUAUUUGGAGAACGGGGUUGGCGGGGGGUCUGGCUGGUAGUGCAGCAAAAACCGUAGUCGCCCCCCUCGACCGAGUAAAAAUCCUCUUCCAAGCCAGUAACCCUCAAUUCGCCAAAUACACCGGCUCCUGGUUUGGUUACAUUACAGCCAUGCGAGACAUUCACAGCGAUGAGGGACUACGUGGACUCUUUCGCGGGCAUUCUGCGACUAUCCUCCGUAUAUUCCCAUACGCUGCGAUUAAAUUUCUAGCAUAUGAACAAAUCCGCGCAGCGAUAAUACCGAAACAUGAAUACGAGACGCCAUUCAGAAGAUUGAUUAGCGGUAGUUUGGCGGGAGUAACAAGUGUAUUUUUCACUUAUCCCCUAGAGGUGAUGAGGGUUAGAUUAGCAUUCGAGACCAAAGGACGGAGCGUGGGGUUGGGAGAAAUUUGUAGAAGAAUAUAUCACGAAGUUCCGCCGCAGCCUAAAUUGUCUACAACAACUGGGGUAGGAGGCCUAGUUGCCGGAGCAGAAAAUGCAGUGCAGAGUAUCGUUCCCAAGAGCGGGUUGGCGAAUUUUUACAGGGGAUUUUCGGCGACAAUAUUAGGAAUGUUGCCAUAUGCUGGAAUGUCAUUUUUAACGCAUGAUACAGCGGGAGAUUUAUUAAGACAUAAGAGUAUAAAACAGUACACGACACUUCCGAAACCAGCACAUUAUGCGGAGAAUAAACCAGCACCGCUUAGAUCGUGGGCGGAAUUAUUUGCGGGUGGUGUAGCGGGAUUGGUGUCUCAAACGAGCGCAUAUCCUUUGGAAGUGAUAAGGAGAAGAAUGCAGGUUGGUGGAACUGUAGGAGAUGGGAGAAGGUUACAUAUUGGGGAGACGGCAAGGAUGAUUGUUAGGGAGAGGGGAUGGAGAGGUUUCUUUGUGGGGUUGACGAUUGGUUAUGUUAAGGUUGUGCCGAUGGUUGCGGUAAGCUUUUAUGUUUAUGAAAGGGGAAAGGGAUGGUUGGGUAUUUAG